Molecule: messenger RNA, 495 nt
Organism: Dendroctonus ponderosae (mountain pine beetle)
Lineage: Eukaryota; Metazoa; Arthropoda; Insecta; Coleoptera; Curculionidae
Exons: 2
Coding region: 18-470 (150 amino acids)
Source: RefSeq, a predicted model, not a curated record
AAUAUUUAAAAGUCAGAAUGUUCAAUUCGCCCAAUAUGUAUGUUUCAGAAGUUACCAUUCUAGUGCUUUUGCUUGUUAUCAAUUGUGCUUUGGGCCUGGAAAAUCAGCGAUCAGAAUUUCUGAUUUUGAGAAAAUAUAAAAACAGCACCGAAUUUCAUGCAGAAAUUGGAGCUAAUAAGGCCUAUUAUCAGGCAAAUGCAGGCGAUUUAAUUUAUGGAUCGAGACAACCCGCUGAUAUUAUGCUGGUCAGAGAUGUAUUUGUGGUGGCUGAAGAAACGGGACUUGAACAAGAAAUUCAGUGGACUUUCAGCUCAAAUGCCCGAUACAUUUCAACGGUUAGAAUGCUAAAUUUUGGAGACCAAAAGGCGUUUUGUUCGUCGAUUUAUGUGACUCACGGGCAAGGAACGGUCGUUUUUAUUAUUCCAGCAAGCACGAAUCCGCGAGUUAUACUCGAAGCUUAUGGCCAAUAAAGUCAGAGUUUUGAGAAGUUUUAAA